This is a messenger RNA of Abrus precatorius (Indian licorice), 634 nucleotides long. RefSeq lists its product as uncharacterized. Bases 122 to 346 code for a protein of 74 amino acids. The transcript is spliced from 2 exons. The record is from RefSeq and is a predicted model, not a curated record. NCBI's taxonomy places the organism in Eukaryota, Viridiplantae, Streptophyta, Magnoliopsida, Fabales, Fabaceae.
AGGAGUGUACCCUCUUGGCAACUACAUAAUUUCUUGCCUAUAAAAAGAGGGCAACUAGGCCAUGUCUUUGGCAAGUGCAUAAUUUCAAAAUUAUACCAUAUUCUCCUAGAGUUGAGUAAAAAUGGCUAUCUCACCUAGCAAGCGCUUACUUCUUGUUGCUGUUCUGUUGCUUUUCUUCAUCACCAUGACAGCUAGAGCCAGAAGUUUGAGAGAGAGCAGGGAUGAAGCUAAGGGUCAAAGCAAUAAUUUGUUUAAGCCAAACCAUGAAGGGGCACAAGAUAGCAAUGGUGACUUGGAUACAAUGGACUACACGCCUGCAAAAAGGAAUCCACCAAUCCAUAAUUGAAGUCCCCAAUUUUUUUUUCUUCAGAAAUUUUUUGGUUAGAAAUAGCACCAAUUCACAGUGCUUAAUUACUUUGCAAUUCUAUCUAGGACCUUCAAUGUAUAGAUAUCGUUUGAAUCACCAAUUUGUGUUCAGAAAGCACCAGUCUAGCUGCUGCAUGAGAACUCACAUAUAAUUGUGUAAAUAGUUUUUGAAGUUAUGACUAUGAGAAAUGUGAAGGGAGCAUGCUGAGAGGAGUUUUAAUUUCAAAGUUCUAAGCAGAACCAUAUACUGAAUAUUGUUGUUCUGUAG